AUGUGUCAGACCAAAAUCCAGCUGUUCGAGAUCCUUCGGUCCCUCGAAGCUGUCCCCGGGGUUCCGAUUGAAACGGGUGCUGAGGUCAAAACCCCGGCUACGUUGCGGAUGCCAGAAGAGGACGAUGAAAUGACGGAAGCGGACGACAGGCCGACAGGCGAGGGGCGGAGGCAGCACGAUGCGGAGCAAGUGGGCGAGACUUUGCGCGUACCGCCCAAGCCAGAAAUCAAGGCGAACGCAUGGCCGCUCGGAACCUGAUCGUUCGGUCUUGACGGAAG
This is a messenger RNA of Ectocarpus sp. CCAP 1310/34, 278 nucleotides long. The record is from the annotation of a GenBank genome assembly. Lineage: Eukaryota; Phaeophyceae; Ectocarpales; Ectocarpaceae.